Molecule: messenger RNA, 762 nt
Organism: Baudoinia panamericana UAMH 10762
Lineage: Eukaryota; Fungi; Ascomycota; Dothideomycetes; Mycosphaerellales; Teratosphaeriaceae
Exons: 3
Coding region: 1-762 (253 amino acids)
Molecular function (GO): oxidoreductase activity
Source: RefSeq, a predicted model, not a curated record
AUGGCAAUGCACAGAGUCGCCCUCAUCACAGCUGGAACUGCAGGAUUAGGUGCACAGAUUGCUCGUAGCCUCGCACCCGACUUCCAGCUGGCUAUCAACUACGCCAACAACGAAGGCCGUGCUAAGUCGCUAAUCGACGAAUUAAACAGCAUCCCGGACAGUCAUGGCCGUCUUGCAAAGCCUCGGUUUCAGGCGUUUCGUGCAGACGUAGGCGAUCGUCCCAGCAUUCAACAACUGGUUCAGGAUACCGUCUCAACCUUCGGGCGCCUCGAUGUUGUCGUGUCAAAUGCCGGGUGGACUCGCGUCACCAACUUCCAAAACCUGGACGAAGGCCUUGACGACGCAGACUGGGAUCGAUGUUUUCUUUACAACGUCAAAUCUCAUCUCUGGCUAAUGCAUGCCGUACGUCCGCAUCUCGACGAGACCGAAGGUGCCUUCAUCACGACGGCCAGUAUUGCAGGCGUGAAGCCGUCAGGUUCUUCGCUCCCCUAUGCGGUGACAAAGGCAGCCGCAAUCCACCUCAGCAAGGCGCUGGCAGUGAUCUGUAGUCCGCGAAUUCGGGUGAACAGUGUAAGCCCUGGUUUGCUGUUGACGGAAUGGGGGUUGAAGUUCGGGGAGGAGAAGAUCCAGAAAGCGACGCAGGCCACGAAGUUGGGGCGGUUGGCCACGGUUGAGGACGUUGCAGAGCAGGUUCGCGUACUAGCAACGACAAGAUCAAUGACCGGACAGAAUCUGUGCAUAGACUCUGGGACCUCGGUCUAG